Grosmannia clavigera kw1407 is the source of this 1731-nucleotide messenger RNA. RefSeq names its product gata transcription factor. Gene Ontology annotation, molecular function: sequence-specific DNA binding; protein binding; zinc ion binding. The record is from RefSeq and is a predicted model, not a curated record. Gene Ontology annotation, biological process: regulation of DNA-templated transcription. The transcript is spliced from 3 exons. Bases 1 to 1731 code for a protein of 576 amino acids. Lineage: Eukaryota; Fungi; Ascomycota; Sordariomycetes; Ophiostomatales; Ophiostomataceae.
AUGUCAGAAGGGCAGCCGCCCGCAAUGCCAGCGGCUGCAGCGACGGACCUCUACGGAUUCGGCGGCGCCGUCGAUCGGGCCAACCAGAUGGUGGAUGGCGAUGCGACGCCGCGGCCGAACGCCGCAUUCACGGGGUCCCAGGACGAGGCCAUGAUGUUGCUGUUUGACGACCCGUCGUCUUUCUUCGGCGGCUUCUUUGAAGAUUUCCAGCAAGCGCCGGCCUCACCGACGGCGGCUACGGACACGAUGCCGACGACGAUAUCCCUGCAUAUGCUGCCGCCAACGGCUUUUGACAACGACAACGACGGCAGCAGCCCGACGACGGCCGAGAGCAACGGUAGCGGUAGCAGCACGCUGCUGGUCCGGCCGGCGGUGUCGGCCAUUGAGGGUCCUGGCGCGGGGCCGCAGCCGGCGACCGAGUUCGAGCAGCAGGGCCCGGCGGCGAGUGGCAGCGCCCUGGCCGAAUUUACACGGCGCAAGAACUGGCCGGCCAAGAUCGUCGAGGAGCUGCGCGACCUGCUGAUGGUGAUCGAUCCCAAUGGACGGAUCCGCUACGUCACGGCACGGCUGCCGGAGCUGCUCGGCUACUCGCACACCGAGGCGGUCGGCCAGAUGCUGACGGACCUCGUCCACGUCGACGACCGCUUCGUCUUCAUGUCCGAGCUCAAUGCCUGCAUCGCCAAUGCGGCGCUGCUGCGGCUCUACUGUCGCAUCCGCCGACGUGAUGGAUCCUAUGCCGUUGUCGAGACCGUCGGCCACGCCCAUAUUGCCGAGUCGCGCUUCGCGCCCAAUCCGGCCAACCAGUCGGCCUUUUGCCAGGCUGUCUUCCUCAUGCUGCGGCCGUACCCGACCAAGAACGCGAGCCUGCUGGACUCGUUCCUCGAGCAUAAGAUGGAGAACGAGCGGCUGCGCCGCCGCAUCGACGACAUCCGCCACGAGGAAGCUUCCGAGGACCACGACAUUCAUAUGCACAGCCACGGCCACAACCACAACCACGGGAACCAUGACAGCCACGACCACCGCGAUGGCCACUCGCGUGCCCAUAGCCUCUCCAGCCUCUGGCGCCACAGCAUCGGCUCGCGCUCCGACCUGGCCACCUCCGACGCCGGGGCCGGCGUUUUAUCCAUGCAGAUGGCGCCUCCACCACAUCCCAUGAGCAUGGGCACCUCCACCAGUCUCAACAAUGCCGCGCUCACCCGCGAAAACCUCGAGGGCAUCGCAGCCCGACGGCCCGAUUCGCUCCGCGACAAGAUGGAACGUUACAAGGGCGUGACGGCAACAGCGGCUCCAUCCAACGGGUCCACGGCCGCUCCUGGCGGCUCUGGCGAGAAGACUGCGCGCCAGGCUGGACCCAUGGGCACGGCCACGCACGCCGAUACCAUCGAGAUGCUCACUGGCCUACGCUACCAGGAGGGUGAGCGCAGCAAGGGCCUAUCGACAGGCAACCGGAGCCCGCAGCUCGUCAAGGGCGACGUAGGCAUCGCCUUCUCGCUCAAUCGGGACCAGCGGGCCGGCGAGAAGAAGAAGAAGAUGCGGCUGGCAGAGGAAUACGUCUGCACAGACUGCGGAACCUUGGAAUCACCGGAAUGGCGCAAGGGACCUAAUGGUCCCAAGACGCUGUGCAACGCUUGUGGCCUGCGCUGGGCAAAGAAGGAAAAAAAGGAAAAGAAGAGGGAGCAGCUCGCCGAGACAGCGGUAGGGCCACAAUCACCCACGCGGAAUCGGGAGUAG